Maylandia zebra (zebra mbuna) is the source of this 3767-nucleotide messenger RNA. The record is from RefSeq and is a predicted model, not a curated record. NCBI's taxonomy places the organism in Eukaryota, Metazoa, Chordata, Actinopteri, Cichliformes, Cichlidae.
UAAGCUUCUCGUUUCAGCUCAGUCUGCUGCUGUCAUGGUGGAUAGAAAACAUCUGUGACCUGCAGCACGUUGGAUUCUAAGGAGUCGUGCCCGAAGAGAAAAUAUGUGAUGUACAGUGUGUGGGAAGAGUACCCCAACAGACUUGCGCCAGAGUAAAGUAUGCAGCUGCAGAAAGCCGCAUGGAGGGACAGCUUUGUUUGAGGAAGAACCUGGGACCAGGCUUGAGUUUGAAUACUGACUUUGUCUGGAUUUUAUCUUGGUCACUUGACUUAAUUUAUACGAUAUUAUGUUUGUGUUUUAAGCCCUAACAUAGGAGUUUCGUGUCUUCCAAAGUUAGUCACUCGCUGUCGUCUGGUAUUGCAAAAUCAGUUCCUUUUGUGGUUUUUCUGUCUCGUGCCUGCAUCCUGUUUGUGGUAUGACAGAGGCUUAAUAGCAAAUGUGAUGUGAUUGAAAGCACACUUUAUUACUGACUGGCAGCACUGGGAUCAAGGUUCAUGUUGUGCCACAGAGUCAGGAGGAGGUAAUUUUUCAGUCUGGCAAAAAAUGUAAUAUCACUCUUCUGUGUGACUUUUGUUCCAAAACAAGCAACUGAUUCUCAAAGAACUACAAGUGCAGAACCUCAAGAGCAUCUGUGAUCAUUUUAAAAGGGGUCUGCUCUCCAGAGUCCUUUUGAUCUCCGGGAUAUUUCCGGAUCUGUAAGGAUUUCAUCCGGAUCCACUUGUGACUUGGUUUCUGUUGUUUGCAUCAGGUCUGUGUGGAAUGUCUGGCCAUCUGUAUCUCCAGAUGUGUAUUGAUGCUGGAACGAGACCAGCAUACUGUGACUGGGACACACAUGUACACUUGGUCCUUGGAAGUAAGGGAUGUUAAUACCGUCACACAGCUGAUGAAUCCAGACUGACAAAUGGAGAGUUCGCACACACAGGCAGCUGGUUUCCGUGAAGAUCAGUCGCAUAUCGAGAGCCCUGUAGUGACUUCAUCCUUUGCCUUACAGCUAGAACUAGAAUGCAUUGAUGGAGGAGGCAGUUAUGACGUAGUUAACAACGCUGUGAUCUCAACACCUGGCCCACAAAACUACAGAUCCCAAAAUGUGUCCUUGCGACAAAGCUGGGAGAUGAACUACCAAGAGGCAGCCAUCUACCUGCAGGAAGGAGAGAACAAUGAUAAGUUCUUCACUCACCCUCGAAACCCAAAGGCACUUGCGGCGUACCUGUUUGCGCACAACCACCUGUUCUACAUGAUGGAGCUGCUGACAGGCCUGCUGCUGCUGAUGCUCUCACUGUGCGAGGCUCCUGCUGUACCCUCACUGCGCCUGGAUGUCUAUGUCCACGCCACGCUGGAGCUGCUGGCUUUGGUUAUGGUGGCAUUUGAGCUAUGCAUGAAACUCCGCUGGUUAGGCUUCCACACCUUCAUACGGCACAAGAGGACAAUGGUUAAGACGUGUGUGUUACUGGUACAGUUUGUGGAGGCCAUAGUGGUUCUGAUCCGACAAACUUCUCACAUGCGAGUGACCAGAGCGCUCAGACCAAUAUUCCUGGUGGACUGUAGAUAUUGUGGUGCUGUGCGCAGAAACUUGCGUCAGAUCUUCCAGUCUCUCCCGCCUUUUAUUGACAUCCUCCUGCUGCUGCUUUUCUUCAUGGUUAUAUUUGCUAUUCUUGGCUUCUGUCUCUUCUCCACGAACACCUCUGAUCCGUACUUCAACACUAUGGAGAACAGCCUUGUCAGCCUGUUUGUGCUGCUGACCACAGCAAAUUUCCCUGAUGUGAUGAUGCCAGCAUACUCCAAGAACCGCUGGUCCUGUGUUUUCUUCAUUGUAUACCUCUCUAUCGAGCUCUACUUUAUCAUGAACCUGCUCCUGGCGGUCGUGUUUGAUACAUUUAAUGAUGUUGAGAAAAUGAAGUUUAAAUCUCUCUUGCUUCACAAACGCUCUGCUAUCGACCAUGCCUUUCAGCUGUUAGUUAGCCGUCAGAGACCGAUGGGUGUGUCUCUGAAGCAGUUCGAUGGUCUGAUGCGUUUUUACAGACCACGCAUGUCUGCAAGAGACCGAUUCCUCACUUACAAAGCUCUUAACACAUCAGGGGCUCCCAUGCUCAGCCUGCAGGACUUUUAUAAGUUCUAUGAGGUCACUGGCCUUAAAUGGAAGGCACGUCGCAGUGGAGAACACUGGUUUGAUGAUCUUCCACACACAGCCUUCCUCAUUUUCAAAGGUAUCCAUUUGCUUGUGAAGUCAAAGGCCUUUCAGUAUACUAUGUAUGUGGUGGUGGCCAUCAACGGUGUUUGGAUCCUUGUGGAGACGUACCAGCUGAAUAGUGGAUUUUCCUGGUCCAAAUUGGUUCCCUGGAGUUACAUUGUUUUUCUGACCAUUUAUGGUGUAGAAGUGUUAUUGAAAAUAUCAGGUUUGGGGCCAGUUGCCUAUUUCAGCUCUGGGUGGAAUCUGUUUGACUUCUCUGUGACGGUUUUUGCCUUCUUGGGCCUCAUUGCUCUUGCCUUCGAUAAGGAGCCGUUCUACUUUAUUGUAAUUCUCAGACCGCUUCAGCUGCUAAGGUUAUUUAAGAUAAAGCAGAGGUAUCGUAAUGUUUUAGACACCAUGUUUGAGCUCUUCCCCAGGAUGGCCAGUCUAGGGUUGACAUUAAUCAUCUUCUACUAUUCCUUUGCUAUUGUGGGAAUGGAGUUCUUUGCAGAUGUGGUUUACCCCAACUGCUGCAAUACGAGCACAGUGGCCGAUUCCUACAGACUGAUCAACAACACACAAGGCAACAAAACAGUGCUGGAAGAGGGCUACUAUUAUCUCAAUAACUUCAACAACAUCCUCAGUAGCUUUGUGACUCUGUUUGAACUGACCGUGGUCAACAACUGGUACAUCACUAUGGAAGGAGUGACGUCUAUGACGAGCCACUGGAGCCGUCUGUACUUCAUGACUUUUUAUAUAGUUACAAUGGUGGUGAUGACCAUUAUCGUGGCGUUCAUUUUAGAUGCAUUUGUGUUCCGCAUGAACUACAGUCGCAAGAACCGGGAACCGCUAGAAAAUCCAGAGGAUGAGAAUGGGAUCGUGUUUGAAGUAGAGGUGAGUCGUGAUGACGUUCUCGCCGCUCUCGAGCUGUACAAACAGAUGUGCCCAGGAUCGUCUUCCCUCAGCUCUCUCCAGGGAGUCUUACAGACUAUGGACAAAAGUGGGCACUCGUCUUUAGUGUACCUAGGUCGCAGGUCUAGGACGAAGAGCGACCUCAGCAUGAAAAUGUACGAGGAGGAGAUACAGGAGUGGUAUGCAGAAUAUUCGAGGGAAGCCCUGCCUGAACCAGACCAAAGCCUGGAGCGGGAUCCAGACAGCCCCAUGCCUGACUUGUCUCCCUUCCCAGAGCCUCAGCUCAACUCACAGACUGGACCUCACAGCAUCAAUUAAUGCAAAGUUUGCUAGGGAAACAUGCACAUUGUCAUUCCAACGUUUUCCUUUAAAGGCAAAAUCAGGAAGCCUGGACUCCCAUAUUAUGUGUGCAUAUACUGCUGUUGGCCUUUUGUGCCCUAUGGUAAACCAUGACGCAUCUAAACCUGAUGCCUUAGUUUAACGACUCCUCUGAUCAGUAUUAACACACCCACUGAGUUUUCCAAAGACCGAACUAUAUAAACACUUAAUACUCCUUUUAGCUCAACUGAACAAAUGACAUUUUCCCUCAACUAAUGUCUCAGCAGACUUAUAAUAUUUUACUUUUAUAUAACUUCUUAUUCUGUAAUGUAUUUGAGUUUAUUUGAAUAAACUGUUAGAACUUGUCAAA